Messenger RNA from Pediculus humanus corporis (human body louse), 1236 nucleotides. RefSeq lists its product as uncharacterized. Gene Ontology annotation, molecular function: GTPase activity; GTP binding. Lineage: Eukaryota; Metazoa; Arthropoda; Insecta; Psocodea; Pediculidae. Gene Ontology annotation, biological process: translation. Bases 1 to 1236 code for a protein of 411 amino acids. The record is from RefSeq and is a predicted model, not a curated record. The transcript has 7 exons.
AUGGUGGUGAUUGGCCACGUUGAUGCCGGUAAAAGCACUUUAAUGGGACACCUUUUAUAUGCUCUCGGUCAAGUUAAUAAGAAAACGUUGCACAAAUAUGAACAAGAGAGUAGAAAAAUAGGAAAACAAUCUUUUGUAUAUGCUUGGAUUUUGGAUGAAACCGGAGAGGAAAGAUCAAGAGGAAUAACGAUGGAUGUUGGACAGUCAAAAUUCGAAACAAAGACAAAAAUUGUCAAUCUUUUAGAUGCUCCAGGUCACAAAGAUUUUAUACCUAAUAUGAUCACAGGUGCUACACAAGCUGAUGUUGCAGUUUUAGUUGUAGAUGCUACUCGGGGAGAAUUUGAAACGGGAUUUGAAAGUGGUGGUCAGACAAGAGAGCAUGCUUUACUUGUUAGAUCUUUAGGGGUUUCUCAGCUUGCGGUAGUAGUUAAUAAAUUGGACACCGUUGAUUGGAAUGAAGACAGAUUUAAAGAGAUUUCUUCAAAAUUAGGAGUUUUUUUAAAACAAGCUGGUUACAGAGACUGCGAUGUUACUUACGUACCGUGCAGUGGGUUGGCAGGUGAAAACCUAGUUGAAAAAUCAAAGCAAGAAUUACUUUCUAAAUGGUACAAAGGCCCUAGUUUAUAUGAAGUUAUAGGUAUUUUAUUUUUUGGAUGUCAAACCAUUUCUGGAGAAAAAGUUUUAGUCAUGCCUCAAAAUGAACUAGCUUUGGUUAAAGGUAAAUUUAUUUUAAUUUUUCCCGCGUUCCGAUUAAGUAAGCAUAUUCAUAAAUUAUACGUUAACGGUCUCAUAGACGAAUCUCCCGUGCAAACUGCUUUUGCUGGAGAUGGUGUUAGUUUAACCCUAGCAAAUUACGACAUUCAACACAUAAGUGUGGGUUACAUAUUAAGUGAUUCAUCCUUACCUGUACCGGUGACUUCGAAAUUUGAAGCUCGGAUAGUCGUUUUCAACAUAAGCACUCCAAUCACCGCAGGUUAUCCGGUCGUGUUGCAUAGUCACUCUUUGGCAGAACAAGCAGUCGUAGUUAAAUUAAUUGCUCAGUUAAAUAAAAAUUCGGGAGAAGUAAUUAAAAAACGUCCUCGUUGCUUAUUGAAAAAUUCUAAUGCUGUCGUUGAAAUAGAAACGAGUAAACCGAUAUGCCUUGAAUUAUAUAGGGAAACAAAAGAACUCGGUCGAUUUAUGCUUAGAGUUGGAGGUGUAUCCAUUGCAGCCGGUUUGGUAACAAAACUCAUGUAG